AUUUCGUGUCCAACCAAAGUCCAGAAUAGAGAGAGAGAGAGAGAGAGAGAGAGAGAGAGAGAGAGAUUGAACCCGAUUUUACGAUUUAUCCAGUUCUGAAGUAUUCUCAUAGAUCAGUGAAAGCAGAUCCAAUAAAUUUUUUCUUAUUUUGAGAAAUAAAUCAUGUCGGGUGAAGAAGAGGAAAACGCCGCUGAGCUUAAAAUCCCCGAUGAAUUUCUGAAAGCCAAGUGUCUAAUGAAUUCCGAAGUCGCCAUAAUUCUCGAACACAAAUACGAGCAGCUUCAACAGAGGGCUGAAGAUCCGAUGAAUCAAAUGUCUCAGGUUUUUGAGAAGUCUCUCCAGUACGUGAAGCGGUUCAGCCGAUAUAAGAAUAAUGAUGCUGUCAGACAAGUGCGAGAAAUUCUGAGUAGACAUCAGCUCGCUGAAUUUGAGCUCUGUGUACUUGGGAACCUUUGUCCAGAAACAGUUGAAGAAGCCAUAGCCAUGGUUCCAUCCAUCAAGACUAGAGGACGAGCGCAUGAUGAUGAAGCAAUAGAGAGAAUGUUGAAUGACCUUUCUCUCAUCAAGAAAUUCGAAUAGUCGUAUCUAUCGUUUUUACGCUUUUGUGUUGUAUCGAAUACGAAUAUGAAUCCGUAACGCUGUCGAUGGCUAAUAUUUUACUAUGCCUGGUGCUGAAUUGGAAUUUAAUGGCUCAAGCUUAAGCCAAACAAGACAUUAAUAUUUUGAUAUAUAUAUAUUUUGGUAAUCA
This is a messenger RNA of Erythranthe guttata (spotted monkey flower), 748 nucleotides long. It is a transcript of the gene NRPB4, whose product is annotated as RNA polymerase II, Rpb4, core protein. Gene Ontology annotation, molecular function: nucleotide binding. Gene Ontology annotation, cellular component: RNA polymerase complex. Gene Ontology annotation, biological process: DNA-templated transcription initiation. Lineage: Eukaryota; Viridiplantae; Streptophyta; Magnoliopsida; Lamiales; Phrymaceae. The record is from RefSeq and is a predicted model, not a curated record.